Lytechinus variegatus (green sea urchin) is the source of this 1365-nucleotide messenger RNA. RefSeq lists its product as uncharacterized. The transcript has a single exon. The record is from RefSeq and is a predicted model, not a curated record. Lineage: Eukaryota; Metazoa; Echinodermata; Echinoidea; Temnopleuroida; Toxopneustidae. Gene Ontology annotation, molecular function: acetyltransferase activity. The coding region runs from base 20 to 931 and encodes 303 amino acids.
UUCCGUUCAGUCAACUAAUAUGGCAUCUGCAAACGACUACAAGAUAACUCGGGAAGAAGCCCUGUCUUUCCUACAAGAUGUCUUGAAUCUUGAGUCCGCAUUAUCAAAGCUCAAGACAGAUAAGAUCGCUUUCCUCAACGAAUUCAUCAAAGCUUUCUCGCAUCACGUCCCUUACCAGACUGUCAAAGCUCUUUCAACUCCUCCGGAUGCUCGGAGUUUACCAACAUCAGCCGACAUCAAGAAGAGUGUCACUUCUAAAGAAGGAGGGCUCUGUUAUCAACUCAACCUUUUCGCUUGGAUGCUGCUUUGCGCUCUAGAAUUCGAAGCCCAUCUCGUUUCUGGCGACUGUCUCGUCUACAAUGACAUACACGUCGUUGUAAUCAUUGACAAUAUCAUUAAGCAAGGUUCUCGGCACAUUUUUGAUGUCGGAAUGGGUUAUCCUAUACUUCGCUUGGUCCCGCUUGAUUUCGAGCACCAUUCGCCCGUGUAUAUCGAUUCCAACACACGGUAUCGAUUCGUACGUCAAGGUCACGUGAUCAUUUAUCAGCUUUGCAAAGAAACCCACCAAUCAGAAGCGAUCUCUCACCGUGAAUACAUCCAAGAUGGCUGGAUUUCAUUCAUCCGCAUUCACGUUGACCAAUCAGUUUCCGUGUCUCAUUUUGACAACAGGAUGACAAAGGUCUUCACGGAGAUAGAUCCGGAUCUUUAUUUCCUCACCAGCUUGCGUUGCCUGGCCUUCCCCAAUGGUCGGCUCGUGUGCAUCAAAGAUGUCAAAAUGUUGCUAGAGGACGAAGACCGGCAGGUACAGGUCACGCGGUUCCGGUCACGUGAUGAGGUUCUGGAUGCUUUUUCCCGCCAUUUCCCCCAGUUUCCCAGUGUCAUGGUGAAUGGUGCCAUGGAUAAUGUGAAUAUCCAGUUCAAUAGCAAUUAAAUUCUAAUCGAACAUAUCUUUAUCAAGUCAUCGAUUACAUUUAUUCAAUUACAUUCUCGUCACGUGACCGGAAGCGCGAAAAAAUGAAUGAUCGGCAAAUCAUAAUUUAAAAAUUAUGAUCGGUUGAUAGACUAGACCAAUUAUUCAUUUUUUGGGGUUUCUUGUUUCAUUUUGAGAUUCUGAAUGCCUUUUCUUGCAGGGGUAAUGUAAAUUUCCAGUUCAAUAUCAAAAUUGUAAUUGAAGAUGUAUUCAAUUUAACCGGUCGUUCAUUGUGAACGUAUAGAUCAAAUUAAAUUGAUGAGUCAAAUAUCACAAUUCAUUUUCUUUAAAAGCCUUACAAUCAUUGGGCUAAAUUACCCUUAAAAUUCAUCACAACCGACUGUAAAAUGUACAACUUUAUAUCUUUUUAAUAGGCCCGAGGCACAUAAAGUUGA